This is a messenger RNA of Microthlaspi erraticum, 864 nucleotides long. NCBI's taxonomy places the organism in Eukaryota, Viridiplantae, Streptophyta, Magnoliopsida, Brassicales, Brassicaceae. The record is from the annotation of a GenBank genome assembly.
AUGAGGACGAUCGUCUCCCGUUUGAUUCGUUACAAAUCGUCUCUUCCCCAAGCACGGAUCGUUUCUGCCUCCGGUGGCGGAAGGUAUCUCACCACAGACUCUAACAAAAUCGAUGAGCCCUUCAAUGUGGAAGAAGCAGAGACUGUACAUGUGCCUCCACCUCCAACCGAGAAGCUGCUUGUCCUGGGUGGAAAUGGUUUUGUGGGAUCACAUGUUUGUAAAGAAGCUUUAGAUCGCGGCUUAUCUGUCUCUAGCCUUAGCAGAUCAGGUAGGUCGUCUGUACAAGAGUCAUGGGCUACCAGAGUAACAUGGCAUCAAGGAAACCUUCUUUCAUCUGAUUUAUUGAAAGAUGCUCUUGAUGGGGUGACUUCUGUGAUCUCUUGUGUUGGUGGUUUUGGUUCAAACUCCUAUAUGUAUAAGAUUAAUGGGACUGCAAACAUCAACGCAAUUAGAGCUGCCUCAGAAAAAGGUGUUAAAAGAUUUGUCUAUAUUUCUGCUGCGGAUUUCGGAUUAGCCAACUACUUGUUGGGAGGAUACUAUGAGGGAAAGCGAGCUGCUGAGACCGAGCUGCUCACAAGAUUUGCUUAUGGAGGGAUAAUCUUGAGGCCUGGUUUUAUCUAUGGCACUCGCAGUGUUGGGAGCAUGAAGAUCCCAUUGGGAGUGUUUGGCUCACCUAUGGAGAUGAUUCUUCAACAAGCAAAACCACUAAACCAGCUUCCAUUGGUCGGACCUUUGUUCACACCUCCGGUGAAUGUUGAUUCCGUUGCCAAAGUCGCCGUAAGAGCAGCAACGGAUCCGGUGUUCCCUCCAGGGAUUGUGGAUGUCCAUGGAAUACAACGUUACAGCCAACAGAAAUCGAGAUAA